AUGUCCGCUCCUGUAACCGUGAAAGAUCUCUUGUCUAAGCCAUCGGCUGAAAUUGCCUCGUUUUUGGGAGGAAUUUACGAGCACUCGGCAUGGGUUGCGGAAGCCUUGGUAAAAGAUGCGGAAUCGCUCGCAUCGAUCGAGACAAUUUCCCAGCUGGCGGCUGCCAUGAAAGCCAUUGUCAACAAGUCUUCUAAAGAUCAAAAACUGGAAUUGCUUUGUGCACAUCCGGACUUGUGCGAAAAAGUAGGCAAACUCGAAAUGUUGACGGUCGAGAGCCAAGAAGAACAAUCCCGAUCGGGAUUGCAGUCUUUGACGGACGCAGAAUUAGAGCGCUUCAACUCUCUCAAUGGUGCCUACCGUGAUCAGUGCGGCUUUCCUUUUAUUUUAGCCGUCCGUAACGCCACCAAACAUACCGUAUUGGCCGCUUUGGGCGGACGCGUCCAGCACACUCCCGAGCAAGAAUUUAUGGUGGCGCUUGAGCAGGUGCACAAGAUUGCCUGGAUGCGACUGUUGUCUAAAAUCGAUACUAGCGACGCGCAGGGCUUUUUGACUUGCCACGUGUUGGACACGGGGAACGGUUGUCCUGCCGAAAAGAUGCGUAUUCAUCUGCAUCGUUUGUCGCCUCCGGAAAUGGCAGGUCUCGUGGGUGAAUUUGUGACGAAUGAUGACGGACGUUUAGAAGGAGGCCCGGCCCUCAAGGGUGGUAAGGAAUUUACGGUUGGCCAGUACGAAUGGACCUUUUUUUGUGGGGAAUACUUUGCUUCGAAAGGAACCUUCACAUCCGGACAACCCUUUCUGGACACAAUUCCGCUGCGCUUCGGAAUCGACAAUCCGGACGAUCAUUAUCACGUUCCUUUGCUGGUAAGCCCGUGGAGCUUUUCCACCUACCGCGGGUCGUAG
Molecule: messenger RNA, 900 nt
Organism: Phaeodactylum tricornutum CCAP 1055/1
Lineage: Eukaryota; Bacillariophyta; Bacillariophyceae; Surirellales; Neidiaceae
Exons: 2
Coding region: 1-900 (299 amino acids)
Biological process (GO): allantoin metabolic process; purine nucleobase metabolic process
Molecular function (GO): carboxy-lyase activity; hydroxyisourate hydrolase activity
Source: RefSeq, a predicted model, not a curated record